AUGAUGGAGACACUCUCCAGUCGCACACCGGAUGCGCCUCGGCCCAACAGGCAGUGCACUCCGCCAUGCACGCCUGCGCGCCUUCCUAAGCGUCGACUCGAGCGCAGCGCGACACCCGYAUCCCGCGCAGGAUCCACUCAUCCCACCGAGACCAUCAGUCCUGCGAAGAAGAUCGCCAAACAUUCUUCCACCGACAACAUCAAGGUCGAAGAGUUGAAUGAAGGCGAUCUCGGAUACAUCAGCGACGUUGACAUAGUAUAUCCCGACGAGCUGGAGGAGAACAGUACCGACAGUGAUGCAGAAGACACCAUGACCGACGUCAGCGAUCCCGAGGCUGCCGGACUUACUCGGAGAUUGUCGCGUCUGCGUUGUGGUGAUGAUCGCGAGGUAGAUUUCGAGGAGUGGCGCCAGCAAGUGCAUCUCGACAAGCGGGUGCCGCGUACCUAUAAGCGCUCACAUAGUCAGAGCGUGAGAAAUGAGUCGGCUCUACCGGACCCCGAAGCCAUGGCUGACCACGAUGUUGGUAUCAGUCAGCGAAGACUGCGACGCCGAACGCGUGGUCCAGGUGAUCUACCAGCAGACCUACAUGGCACCCUUCCAGCUUCACCGACUUCUGGAUCUGGAUACGUGACCGCUGUAGAAGGCAACACACCUGCCGCAAUGUCGGAAAUUGAAGCCAUGGAUGUCGAUGGCACUGAGGAGUCGUAG
This is a messenger RNA of Ramularia collo-cygni, 708 nucleotides long. RefSeq lists its product as uncharacterized. The transcript has a single exon. The coding region runs from base 1 to 708 and encodes 235 amino acids. Lineage: Eukaryota; Fungi; Ascomycota; Dothideomycetes; Mycosphaerellales; Mycosphaerellaceae. The record is from RefSeq and is a predicted model, not a curated record.